GGUUGAGUCCUCGCGUUCCGUCGAUGUGGCGUAUUUCCACUAAUUCAAUUAGUACAAUUAGGGAAUUAAAAUGUGAUUAGAAAGUCGAAACAUGAAAUAAACAAUGCAGAUUAUCUCAUUUAAGGGUGUUUAUUCCACGCGGUGUCUGCGGAUGAAGUCACUCAACAUUGUUGUACAUAUCAGUUAUGUGUAAUGACAAUAGCAAACAAACUGAGUCAUACUGAUUACGGUUAUGUCAAGUCAAUGUGUCAUAACAUAACCUCGAACUGGCAGUAAUCCUAGUCAGUCAGUUCUUGUUGUCAGUUAUGUCCUGACAGUUGAACGACACAGUGUCCAUUGUCGAAUUUAUAAUAUAAAAUGGCAGAGUCAGAGAUGACUGUUAGCAAGGCCCUCGGUUUUAUCGCCUCGGGGGCCAUGAUUUUCGGUGGUGUUGUGCCAUAUAUUCCACAGUACAGGGAAAUUAGGAGGAAGGACGAUGCCGAAGGAUUCUCACUUUACGUCUGUCUGGCUUUGCUCAUCGCUAAUACUUUAAGGAUAAUUUUUUGGUUCGGAAAGCGCUUCGAGCUACCUCUCCUCCUCCAAAGUAUUCUCAUGAACAUAACAAUGCUCGUGAUGAUCAGGCUCUGCGUAACGGUUCGCAAUAAAAAUCAAAUAAUCAAAGCCAAGGAGCGAACAUUCACAGAUUUGGACAUUAAAUACUUUUGGAAAUGGACAGACUUCCAGUCGUAUUUGGAUUUCAUACUUCUAUUUGGAGUAGCUGGUGGAUUUCUCAUGUAUUUAUUCGCCGAUUAUCCGAUAUUUGUGGAGAGUGUAGGCCUGCUUGCUGUACUAACUGAAGCCAUGCUGGGGGUACCUCAAUUUUUACGUAAUCUGCAUAAUAAAUCCACUGAAGGAAUGAGCAUAGCUAUGGUGACAAUGUGGACUGUUGGUGAUACGUUCAAGACUUGCUAUUUUGUUCAAAGAGAAGCACCCAUUCAAUUCAGUAUUUGUGGAGUUCUCCAGGUGAUGGUUGACACAGCAAUUCUCCUACAAGUCUAUCUAUAUCAAGUUAAUCUCUCAUCCCGACCGGAUUUACGGACUGAUUAGUAGUCUUAGUCUAGAAUAUCAAUCUUUUAUGGCCAUAUUAAUAUUCCAAAGUAACUCAGCAUCUUCCUCUCUAUUCCAAAUCGGAAUGCAUUAAUUUUUAUAGUCUUUUUUGUGUGUUGUGAUUUCAUAAUUGUAAUAGUACUAAAUAUCCAAGAAUAUUAAAUUAUUCUGUUUCAAAGUGCUAUAAUGUUACCACACUAGUGACGUACUGAAUAUAACUUAUUGUAUCGUAGCAAUUGGAUGAAUCUUUCUUUGUAAGAAAAUAUGAACAUCUUUGCUGACGAUGUGACGUAAUACGAAAUAUUCACAGUGUGGAUAUUCUAUUAAUAAAAUAUUUUUAUAAUAUA
Messenger RNA from Diachasma alloeum, 1433 nucleotides. RefSeq names its product PQ-loop repeat-containing protein 1. Gene Ontology annotation, biological process: retrograde transport, endosome to Golgi; phospholipid translocation. The record is from RefSeq and is a predicted model, not a curated record. The transcript has 4 exons. NCBI's taxonomy places the organism in Eukaryota, Metazoa, Arthropoda, Insecta, Hymenoptera, Braconidae. The coding region runs from base 358 to 1086 and encodes 242 amino acids. Gene Ontology annotation, cellular component: trans-Golgi network; endosome.